CGUUUGUUUGCCGUCCAGUUAGUCGCCUCCAGUCAUUUCCUUUCUUUGGAUAGACCAGGGCAUUCCGGAGUUUGGGUUCGAGAGAGAAUACCUGCACAGGUCAUGGAUAUCUUUGUCUGGUCAUUUCUUUGUUGUCUAUGCUCCGCAUGCACACAUGGCUGCCACUCUGUGUGGCUAGCCCAGCAUCUCUACCCACUUAUUCUUUUUUCAGUUUGGUCUACUCCAGACUCAUAUAGGGGUUUAUCGUGGAUGCAUUGUUUGCUACUGGUUUGGGCUAUGGAUGAGAGCUUAGAGUGGCCGAGUGUUUGUUCACACACUUCCCCUCCUCUUCUGGGACAUAUGUAGAUGAUGAUGCACGGAAUGUAUAUGCCAUUCACUAGAGCUUGAAUUCCAU
Trematosphaeria pertusa is the source of this 394-nucleotide messenger RNA. RefSeq lists its product as uncharacterized. Bases 103 to 345 code for a protein of 80 amino acids. NCBI's taxonomy places the organism in Eukaryota, Fungi, Ascomycota, Dothideomycetes, Pleosporales, Trematosphaeriaceae. The record is from RefSeq and is a predicted model, not a curated record. The transcript has a single exon.